AAAGGUAUUUAGAAUUCUUAUUUUUUUUUCCUCUUCUUUAAGAAAAUUUUAUUUUAUUUAGGUAAACCAUUGAUUUAUAUACAAGAAUCAAAACAAUAUAAUCGAUUAUUUGAAUGUCAAGUUUAUUCAUCUACUCCAAUACUUAGGAUAACUUGGAGAUUGAAUGAUCAACCUAUUGAAUCUUCUGAUCAAUUAUCUAUAUCAACUACAUGUAAUGAUUAUAGUUGUAUAUCAAAAUUAAUCUAUGAUUAUCCUAGAAUAAUUCCAACAUCAAAAACACUUAAUCGUUUAUCAUGUAUAGGAGAAAAUGAAUUUGGUAUUGAACAAAGUCGUCUUUAUCAAAUGGAUACAUCUGAUGAUCCAACUAUAAUUUUAGUCACAAUUAUAUUAAUUACAUUUGUUUUAAUAAUUUUUUUUUCUAUUACUGCUAUUUGUUGUUGUUGUCGUGUAAGACGAAUUAAAAAAAAACAUAAAUGUUUAAAUAAUAAAAAACUUCCUAUUGUUUAUGAUGAACAUUAUUCAAUUAAUGAACUUAUUAAAGAAGUUGGAUCUUUAAGAACAUGUAAUAAUUUAAUGAAUAAUAUUGAUAAAUUAUCAUUACAAAUGGAAUCAACAGGUUAG
Molecule: messenger RNA, 621 nt
Organism: Rotaria sordida
Lineage: Eukaryota; Metazoa; Rotifera; Eurotatoria; Philodinida; Philodinidae
Source: the annotation of a GenBank genome assembly